This is a messenger RNA of Aspergillus puulaauensis, 14886 nucleotides long. Its product is annotated as non-ribosomal peptide synthetase. Lineage: Eukaryota; Fungi; Ascomycota; Eurotiomycetes; Eurotiales; Aspergillaceae. The transcript has 8 exons. Gene Ontology annotation, molecular function: phosphopantetheine binding; catalytic activity. The record is from RefSeq and is a predicted model, not a curated record. The coding region runs from base 1 to 14886 and encodes 4961 amino acids.
AUGGCCCAGAUUACCCCUUGCUGUUUGCCCAAGUUCGGCUCGGCCACUGAAGCGUCGCAGAGCCCAAUGUCUCUCCGCAUCAACCCCAAUGCUGGCGAUGAUGGUCACUUGCUGUCAGCGUGGCAUGAGGACAAGCUGUGUGCAGUCAUCCAAGUUACCUGGGGUCUGAUCCUUAGGUGUUACAUGGGCUCUGACGAUGUUUGUUUUGGCUAUCGACAUGUGGACGCUAAUGAGCAGAUCAACCCCACCGAAGGAUCACCAAACACAAUGCAACCAACCACGGUGCAGUUGGUGAUGAACGAGGGAGAUUCCGUCAAAUCGGUGGUUGCAAGAGCCAAAGCAACUGUUGUUGACGAAGGCCGAAAUGCCAUCGUUGACAGCUACCGGCUCUACAACACCGUCGUCCUGAUUCGCUCGUACAGACCUGAUUCUAAGGGAACUGUCGGGCCGUCGGCCGUUUCUCCCUCCACAUUGACUCUUCCGCAAGAGUGUCUCCUACGGCUUCACGUCAAGGUUAUCCGUGAGAAUGUCCGCAUAUUUCUCGAAUGGCGGAAUGAUGGAAUGUCGAUGGACCACGUCAAAGGUAUCGCUACUCUUUUCCAAACCCUACUAACCAAGGUGCUCUCACCGGAGGAUAUCCCCGUGGGGAACUUGAAUUAUUUUACAGACCCAGACUCGCAGCGCAUCAGCACUUGGAAUGGUCCUUCGCCCCAAGUGCAUGAUCGUUGCAUCCAUGAUAUUAUUAGAGAACAAGUUAUUUCCCGCCCCCAUGAUGAGGCCAUCUGUGCCUGGGAUGGAAGUCUCUCCUAUAGCGAGUUUGACAAACAAGCAACCAAAUUAGCCUAUCACCUGCAAGAGCAAGGGGUUGGGCCCGAAGUGCUUGUUCCCCUCUGCUUCGACAAAUCUAUGUGGUACUUUGUGGCUGUGCUCGCGGUUCUGAAAGCUGGAGGCGCUUUCGUUCCGCUAGACCCCAAGCACCCACCAGCUCGACUCGAGUCCCUCAUCAAAAAGGUGAAUGCGAGGCUUGUGCUCUGCUCCGAGUGGCACGCAGACCGCCUGCUCGGCCUGACUGAAAUUGUCAUUCCGCUGUCGCGGACGACCUUUGAUCGUAUCCCAUCUGCACCAGUUGGCUUCAUUUCUUCGGACGAAGUGAACUGUAGCAAUGCUGCAUAUGUGAUUUUUACUUCUGGAUCGACUGGAGAACCCAAGGGCACACUACUUGAGCAUCGUGCAUAUUGCUCUAGUGCUAUGGUCCACGGCCCUAGGCUUUUAAUCUUCCCAGACUCGAGGGUGCUACAGUUUGCCGCCCACACAUUUGAUGCGAGCCUGGCUGAGUCGAUUUCACCGCUUAUGCAUGGGGCCUGCGUCUGUGUCCCGAACGAAGACGACCGGUUGAAUGACAUAGUUGGCGCCAUAAAGCGGCUACGUGCAAACUACGCCUCACUUACACCCUCGUUCAUUGAAUUUAUUGAGCCCUCAAUGAUACCGGAGGUGCGAACCUUGGUUCUUGCCGGCGAAGCCAUGAGCGAAACCCACCGCGCCAAAUGGUCAACUAUUAACUUGGUCAAUGGAUUUGGGCCGACUGAGGCUUCAGUAACUGCGGCUAUUAAUUCCAAAGUCACCGCCACUACCGACUGCAGAGACAUUGGUCUACCACUGAACACCCGUUGCUGGAUUGUCAAUCCCGAUGAUCAGAAUCAGCUUGCACCUGUUGGUGCUAUUGGCGAGAUGCUGCUUGAAGGACCGACUCUGGCACGAGGAUACAUAAACAACCCAUCGAAGACGGCUGAGGCAUUUAUUUACGACCCAGAGUUUGUGAGGCGCUACCCCACACCCAAUCAAGGUCGCCGUCGGUUUUACAAAACAGGUGACCUUGUGCGGUACAAUAACGAUAUCGGAUCCUUGACAUACAUCGGUCGAAAGGACAACCAGGUUAAGCUCCACGGCCAGCGAGUGGAGCUGGGUGAAGUAGAAGCUUGCCUGAAUGCGGAUGCUCUUGUGAAACACUGCGUUGUGUUCCUACCCAAGGGAGGCUACUCCCAGGGCAAGCUCACGGCUGUCGUGUCUCUCAACAGCGCUGAUGACCGGCAAAGCAAGAUAGGGCCACUGGAACUAAUUCCACGAGAGCUCCACAAGCAAUCAGUUUCAGCCCUUAGGCAGAGACUAUCAGGUCGCCUACCUACAUAUAUGGUACCUGCGAUUUGGAUCUCUGUCGGUGAUAUGCCCUUCCUUCCUUCAAGGAAGCUCGACCGCAAGGGCAUCCUAACCUGGUUAAGCGGCAUGAGCCGGAAUCCAUAUCUGAUUGAGGCGACCACAGCAACAGCUGAAGCUGCUGUGGUACCAGCAGACGAUGUGGAACGGAUCCUCCUUCAGGUCUGGAGCCGUCUUCUCAAUAUUCCUGCUGAGCAAGUCCCGUUGCAUGAGAGUUUCUUGAAGCUUGGCGGCGAUUCUAUUUCCGCGAUGACCUGCAUGAACCUAUGUAAGAAGUAUGGAAUUGCUGUCACCAUGCAGGACGUUCUUCGCAGCUCAUCUAUCCGGGAUUUGGCUUCUCGCGCCCAAGCAACAUCAAGUACCCUUGCUGCCUGUCAGGAGGAGAAAGUCGAGGAGCCAUUCUCUCUGUCCCCAAUUCAAGCCCUUCACUUCAAAGUGCGUCAAGAGGGCCAGGGACACUUUAACCAAAGUAUUCUGACUCGGCUUAACCGACGUAUCGAGGGCGACAGUCUGCGGAAGGCAAUCAAUUCAUUGGUGCGUAAGCACUCGAUGCUUCGAGCUCGUUUCGAGAUUUCGCCGUCCAACAAUGAAAUAAAACAACGCAUUACGAACGACGUCGCCGGCUCGUACCGAUGGACCCAUCAUCACGCCGACUCCGAAAGCGAGAUCGACCUUAUUGUUGCUGCUAGUCAGGGGUCCAUUUCUUGCUUUUCUGGGCCGCUCCUUGCUAUCGACCUGGUCGACGUUAGAGGCAGCAAGCAAGUUCUAUCGAUGGUUGCACAUCAUCUAGUUGUCGAUAUUGUCUCCUGGCGGGUGAUCCUGCAAGAUCUGGAAGACGUUCUCUCCAACCCUUCCCAAGACCUAGCUCCAUACAUGCCAUUCCAGACCUGGCUUGAGUUACAACGGCAGCAUACCAAGCAAAUCGAAGCGCAGGAACCCGAGUUAGACACAUUGCCUACCGCAGACUUCAAUUAUUGGGGCCUCACACCAGCGGAUAUUAUUUACGGUGACGUUAGCUGCGCGUCGUUUUGCCUGGACGAGAACACGACUUCGCGUCUCAUGUCUGACUGCCAUACACCUCUUCGAACCGAGCCCGUCGACCUGCUGCUCGCUGCCAUGUUAUUCAGCUUUGGCCAGACAUUUGCCGAUCGACCCCUGCCUGUUAUUUACAAUGAGGGUCACGGUCGGGAACCAUGGGACACGGCAAUUGACAUUUCACGGACCGUGGGGUGGUUUACUACACUUUACCCCAUUCUGAUCGAGAAUCCAAAGGAUGCAAUUGAUGCUCUCAUCCGGGUGAAGGACCGUCGCAGAAAAGUGUCUGACAACGGUCGUUCGUCCUUUGCGCGUCGAGCUCUCCAACAAUCGUCUAGCCAGCAUGCCCAUGACUGCCCAAUGGAAAUAAACCUUAACUAUCUCGGGCAGCACAGGGACCUCCAGAGGGCUGAUGGUCUGUUUCAGCUUGCAGAGCAGAUGGUUGGCGAGACCCGAGAAGGAGGUGGUUCUGCUGACUUUGGUCGUGAUACUCCUCGCUUUUCCCUCUUUGAGAUUUCCGCAGCCGUGGUUGGUGGUCGAUUGCGAUUUGUGUUCUCCUUCAGCGCCUCCAUGAAGCGCAAAGAUGACGUCCAGCACUGGGUAAGAUCAUGCCAGGAUGUCCUGGAAUCCUUGGCGACACAACUGCCCAGCUUGCCGCUGCAGCGAACCCUAAGUGACUUCCCGCUCAUGACAAUGACCUACCCAGAGCUUUCCCUAUUGCAGACACAGAAGCUACGUCGGCAUGGAAUACACACAAUGGACGAGGUGGAGGAUAUAUACCCUUGCUCCAAAAUGCAACAAGGUGUGCUUCUGAGCCAGGCCCGAGACCCUAUGCUUUACGCUGUUUCCGGUACCUGGGAAAUCCAAGCAGCACCCGGCGCGUCCCAGCCUGAUGUCCAGCGUUUGGUAGACGCAUGGAAUAAAGUGGUUGACCACCAUGCUAUGCUGCGUACGGUAUUCGCUACUGGGCUUAGCCGGCGCCACCCCUUUAGCCACAUUGUGCUGAAAAAAUACACGUCGACUCCAGUGCUUCUUCGGUGCACGAAUGAUGAGGAUAUUAUUUCGGUCCUCAAGGAACAGUCACCAGCAGAUUACCGCUCAGCAAAGCCGGCUCAUCGUCUUACUAUUUGCCAGGGUGCCUCUGGAACCGUCGUCUGUAAACUAGAGCUUAGCCAUGCAGCUAUGGACGGCAACUCUAUCUCGCUGUUGCUACGUGACCUUCGAAGUGCGUAUGGCGGCGGCAUAGAUCAGGGACGGAAGCCCCUGUUCAAAGAUUUCCUCCACUACUUGCAACGUCAGCCAAAUAAGCAAGGGAUCAACCACUGGUGCAACUAUCUAUCUGGAUUGCAGCCCUGCCACCUACCAUCGGACAUGAACAAGACGACCGGGCGCAAGUCUCUCCAGUCCAUCCGCCUUAACUUUACUGGUUUCAAUAAGCUGCAGUCAUUCUGCUCAGGCAACGAUAUUACUGUGGCCAACGCGUUGAAUGCUGCAUGGAGUCUUACUUUGGCUGAGCUCUGUCAGACAAAGGAGGUAUGUUUCAGCUACCUGACCUCACUGAGAGAUGCACCGGUCCCGGAAAUGGAAUCCAUGGUUGGCCCGAUUAUAAACCUCCUACCAUGCCGACUGCGGAUUACUUCAUCGGACGUUGUUGAUAUUGCACGACGUAUCCAGGAGGACUAUAUGGAGAAUUACCCAUACCGCGACGUCUCGCUGAUCGAUAUACAACAUGCCAUGAAGUCAUCCAGAACAUCACUAUUCAACACCGGUGUUUCAUACAGAAAACUCCCGAGUGAAAGCGGAGAAGCGUCAUCGAUGCAAUUCAGACCGGUUGGACGGAUCCACGACCCUGCGGAGGUUGCAGUAUACAUUAACGUUGAAGCCACGGACACCGAUGCGCAACUUGACUUGAACUACUGGAGUCAUUGGUUGUCGGAUUCCAAAGCCGAAACAGUUGCCGAUAUUUUCUUACGAUCAUUGUCAGAGAUGGCCAGCAAGACGACCGUCAAACCCACGGAGCCGCCGGUUUCUCUCUCAGAUGAUAAUGUACAAGUUGGUCGACGGAGCGCACCUGCGGCGCCAGAACCCACCCACUGUGUCCAGGCUUUGAUCGAGUCCCAGGCAUCAGAAAUACCAGACAGCCUUGCUAUCGCGGCUGCAGAACGGGACUUGACAUAUGGACUACUGAAUGAGUUCUCAUCCGCGUUAGCUAACUACCUGAUCAACCUCGGGGUGCUUCCUGGGAUUGAGGUGCCGAUUAGCUUCGACAACACCGACUCUCCGUGGGCUAUAACUGCCAUCCUAGCAAUUUGGAAGGCAGGUGCGAUCUGUGUGCCUCUUGAGAUGGAUUCCUUAACCGAGGAUGCCCACGCUUGGAUGUUAGAAGCAGAUCUCCAGGUUGCCAUGUCCUCUCUGAACAGGGCCGAAUCUCUGGAGGAAAUCACCCCCUAUGUUAUCCCGAUCACAUAUGAAUUUCUGGAGACACUGGAGACAGGAGACUAUGUCUCGCACAAGACAGCGCUAACAGACUCGGCGUACAUCGCGUUCCCACCAGACCUGUCAAAACGAAUUGUGCUCAAUCACCGCGAGGUAGCCGCCAGCUGUUCUUCGGCCGCGGAUGAGUAUGCUCCGAAUCAAAGUCGUGGUAUCUCGGACCUCGAGAGUAUAUCCAGCUAUGAGUUCCUUGUCAAAGCAUUCGGUACCCUCAGUCGCGGCGGUUGUUUCCCUGAGCCAAGGAACACGAGUGACCUGGCUCUCAAAGAGCGACCGCGACCAUCUACACCCCUUGUGUCUAUGACAAUGGAUGUAGAUGAGGGCGUUAGCUCGAGUCCAAACACCAGCAGCAUUGGGACUCCCGCUUUGACCCCACGCUAUUCACAGUCAAGUCUCAGUUCUGUCUCGGAGAUCGAGAAUCGCGAUGGUCACACAAACAAGGGCUCGACGGAAACAAGGCUUCGGCAUAUUUGGGCUGAAGUACUGGAAGUCGAGCCCGAGGAUAUCAAUAGUGACGACAGUUUCUUCGAGCUAGGGGGUGACUCUUUGACGGCUAUGAGCCUAGGAAGCGCCGCUCGCGCAGACGGACUCAAGAUAAGCGUUGCUGAUAUUUUCGCUCAUCCGGAGCUGGAGGAUAUGGUCAAGUGUUGCCAGAGUGUUGAUAGUCCCGUCAAGCCAUCCCAAAUUAUUGAGCCCUUUAGCCUUCUACCGCGUACUGUCAACCGCGAAGAGCUAUUGGCCGAAGUGGCUAGUACUUGCGGCGUUCCGAAGUCCGCAAUUUGUGACGCGUAUCCAUGCAGUGCACUCCAAGAAGGCCUGAUCACUGCAUCAUUUCGACAGCCGGGGGCUUACGUCGCGAAUCCCGUUUUGAAACUUGCACGCAAUGUCGACGUUGAAACGUUCAAGGCAGCCUGGCAGAAGACGGUCGACGAAAUCGAUAUCCUUAGAACGAGAGUCAUCCACACUGCCGCUGCGAACUUCGUUCAGGCCGUCCUGAAGCCUUCGCCAAUUGACUGGGACCGGAGUGCAUCUGACGUUGCUACUCGCCCUGGAGGACACUUGGCUGGAUAUCGCAUCAUGGACACUGGCUACUCAAGGACAUUCACGUGGUCUAUUCACCACUCAAUCUAUGAUGGAUGGAGCUUGCCUCUCGUGUUCGGGAGGGUUGAAGAAAACUAUUCGAUCUGUCAGAAUGCUUCACGGCCAUCAGUUAGCAGGCAGUUGGUUCCUUACAGCGCGUUCAUCGACCACCUUCAAAAGCGUGAUGUUGCAGCUUCUGAAAAUUUCUGGCGGACGUACCUGGGUGAUAUCUCUGCGCCCCAAUUCCCUGACAUGAAGAGUGCCGGAGUGUCGAAAAUCAUCUCCUCAAACCGUCUUGAAAUUAGCACCCGCAUCACGCCCCAGAGGAAGGAUGUCACACUCCCGGCGUUGAUAAGAGCUGCCUGGGCACUAGUCCUUUCUCUACACACUGAAUCCGGAGAUGUGUGCUUUGGGGAAACAAUCAUGGGGCGGAACAUCGAAGUCUCUGGUGCUGCCGAGAUUGCAGGACCGCUGCUUACAACCGUGCCGACCCGAAUUGCUGUUGAUUCCAGUAUGAAGGUCACCGAAUACCUUGAGCGCGUGCAUCAAUCUACAGCUACAAUAAUUCCUCAUCAGCACGUCGGCCUACAGCGCAUCAGGAAGCUGAGCAAAGAUACUCGCAAGGCCAGCGGCUUCCAAAACCUCCUAGUCAUCCAGACUGGCAUGAAGGAGAUGGACUCCGCCAUUUGGUCUAUCGAAAGUACCGAGACAAACCAAGAAUUCUUCACGUACCCACUCACAGUUGAAUGCAAAGUGUCCGAAACGGUGAAUCUUACUGCAUACUUCGAUGAUCGGGUGAUUCCAGCCUGGCGUCUCAAACGAUUCUUGGGACAAUUCAGUGCCGUUCUGAAUCAGCUGGCUGAUACUCCACAGUUUGAUACCAAGCUGCUCUCCGACCUGGAGGUAGUUAGUGAGGAUGACCGUACAGAUAUGGAGAGGUGGAAUCGUGGGAACCCAACGUUCGUUGACCGAACCAUCCACGAAAUUAUUAAUGACCAGCGGUUGAAGUACCCCGACUCGCCAUCUGUAGCAUCAUGGGACGGCAACCUAUCGUACCAAGAACUCCUUGACACGGCCUCCGGAUUCGCAAACCAUCUUUCAGCACUGGGUGUGGGCCCCGAAACACUUGUCCCGAUGUGCAUGGACAAGUCUGUUUGGAUGAUCGUGACGAUAAUGAGCAUCCUUAUCGCAGGUGGUGCAUUUGUGCCCUUGGACCCUGCACACCCUGUGUCCAGACAUGAGGAGAUUUUGGAGGAAACUGGAGCGAAGAUUUUGCUGUGCACACCAAAGUACCAAAGCCGCUACCUUGGUAAGGUAGCAACGGUUCUAGGCGUGGAUCAGACAACAGUGAAAUCAUACCAGGCCGCCCGUGCGAAUGUUUCUACACGUGCUACGAGCUCCAAUAUCGCAUACUCGAUUUUCACCUCCGGCUCAACCGGUAGACCGAAGGGGAUCAUUAUUGAGCACCGGGCGUUCACGAGCAGUACCAUGGCAUAUGGUCCCAUCAUCCACCUGAAGGCCGGCAUUCGCGUCUUCCAAUUCGCGUCCCUGACCUUCGAUGCAGCGGUAAUGGAAAUCUUAGGCACCUUGAUAUUCGGUGGCUGUGUUUGCAUUCCAAGCGACGAGGAACGUUUGAAUGAUAUAUCAGGCGCUAUCAGACGCCUGGAUGCGUCGUGGCUUUUCUGCACCCCAUCGCUGGCCAGCAUUAUGGAGCCAUCCUCUGUCCCCUCACUGAAGGUCAUCGUGUGUGGUGGGGAGAUGAUGUCGCACGAGGCUAUGACCAAAUGGUCAGACAAAGUCCACUUCAUCAAUGCGUACGGCCCAACUGAGACCUCAGUCUAUGCCACGUUCAACCCGAAUAUCGGCAAGGACCGCAACCCGGCCAACAUUGGCAAAACCAUCCCAUCUACUCACGCCUGGAUUGUGGACCCGAACAACCAUGAUCGUUUGUACCCUGUGGGAACGGUUGGUGAGCUUGCAUUAGAGGGGCCAGUGCUUGCGAGGGAAUAUCUUAAGAAUCCUCAAAAGACUGCAAGUGCCUUCAUCACGAACCCGAAGUGGGCACGGGACAAGGCGCACGGCACAUCCAACCGUCGUAUCUACCUCACGGGCGAUCUAGCACGCCUAACCAUCGAUGGGUCACUUGAAUACGUCGGCCGCAAAGACAAUCAAGUGAAGCUCCAUGGGCAACGGAUGGAGCUGGGAGAGAUCGAAUACCGACUUCAUGAACACCCACAUGUACGACACGUUGUCAUUGUUCUCCCCAAAACAGGGCGCCUACAAAAGCGCCUGGUCGCGAUUCUUUCCCUCAACAGCCUGUCGACUGAGACCAGCCUCAUAUCCUCUGCCGGCUGCAGUCUUGUUGAAGAACACCUAAUGGAGCGGCAGGGUAUGGCUGAGCUGAUGGAGGUCCAGGCUAACCUCGCCAGCCAACUUCCACCCUAUAUGGUACCCCAAACGUGGGCUGUCAUCAACACGCUUCCCAUGCUUGUUUCCGGCAAGAUCGAUAGGAAGAAGAUCACUAGUUGGGUUGAGGCCGUGGAUGAUACCACAUAUAACCGAGUGAUGAGAGGUUACGACAAACUCAAGCGCAGCAAGGCCGCUGUUUCGAAGGCACCCGUACCGCGCAAGAAAGAUGACGCACUGUCAGUUUUACACGAAAUACUAGCCCAUGUGCUCAACAUCCCAGCAGACAAGGUCGACCUUGGCAUGUCAUUUACUAGCAUUGGUGGUGACAGUAUCACCGGAAUGGCCCUCGUCUCCCAUGCUCGCAAGCGUGGUAUCGCUCUUUCGCUUCUCGGUAUUCUUCAGGCAACAUCCAUGAAAGAAUUAGCCAAGGCUGCCGAGACAGGUGUCACGAGUCUGAACCAAGCCGAAGACUCUGAUAGUUGGUUUGAUCUUUCGGCCAUUCAAAAAUUUUACUUUGAGUAUGCCGCGGAAUUCAAAGGGUCAGCUCGCUUCAACCAAAGUAUAACUCUACAACUGCCCCGUCGGAUUGAACCCUCAGUUAUCGCCAACGGACUUAAUGCCAUUACAAAACGGCACGCUAUGUUAAGAGCUCGGUUCAGGCAGGUUAAUGGAAAGUGGGAGCAGCGGAUCAUCACACCUGGUGAGGGUUGCUACGAUUUUCAAGUCACUGCCUUGCGAGAGGAGCAUGACCUUCAGCGCAUGAUAGCGAUAACACAAAACGCUAUCGACCUUCAGAACGGUCCUGUUUUCGCCGCCAAUCUAUUCGAGGCUCCUGGCGUUGAUCAGAUCCUUUUCCUUGUUGCCAAUCAUCUAUGUGUUGACAUGGUAUCGUGGCGCCUCAUCCUUCAGGAUCUAGAGGAGUUCGUUCACUCUGGCUCCCUUACACCUGACUGGCCGUUCCCAUUCCAGAACUGGUGCGCGAAGCAGCUUGAACACUCCAAAAAGGGCGACUACCAGAAUCACCUCCCGUUUUCUCCGGCACCAGCCAUGCCGGAAUACUGGGGCAUGAGGAAUUUCCCAAAUUGCUAUGGGGACGUGAAGAUGAAGAAGUUUUCGUUGAGCACCAAGAAAACUGCUCUUGCGCUAGAAAAGUGUCACACACGCCUUCGAACUGAGCCACUUGACUUGCUUUUGGCCGUGCUGAUGCACUCCUUCCGGAGGACAUUCACUGACAGGGAAGUCCCAACGGUUUACAACGAAACCCAUGGUAGACAUCCCUGGGAUAGUGACAUCGAUCUAUCAGGAACUGUGGGUUGGUUCACGUCCAUAUGCCCUCUCCCAUCAAAUUUGUCUUCUGACGACAUUAUUGAUACACUCCGAAUGGUCAAGGAGGCACGACAUAAGACCGUAAAUUUUGGAUCUUCCUUUUUCGCCCAGAACGUCCUUGCACCACAGAACGGCAAUCAGUCUUCACCCAUGACCCUUCCCUUCGAGAUUGUUUUCAAUUACCUGGGCAAGCUCCAGCAGCUAGAGCGAAAUGACUCCCUGUUCCAGCACUAUGGUAGGGCCUAUGACGAGAACGACUUCAUGGUAGCCGGCGACAUGGGUCCGCACACUCCUCGAUUCUCGCUGUUUGAGGUCUCGGCGAUCGUUAUCCGAGACCAGCUCCAGUUCUCCUUUACCUAUAACAAGAAUAUGCAACACCAGGCUCGGAUCAGCAGUUGGAUAUCUGAGUGCGAGGCAACUCUCCAUGAAGCACUCGACGUUCUUCAGCAGGACUCACAGCUUGAAAUCAUGCCUUCAGACUACCCGUUGUUGUCGACCUCGCAGAGAGGUCUGCAGGUUCUCUUUAAAGAAACUCUACCAAAGCUCGGAGUCCACGGCCGCGACCUCGUUGAAGACAUUUAUCCUUGCUCGUCUAUGCAGGAGGGAAUUAUGUUCAGCCAGCUCCGGGACCCUUCCGCCUACAUUCUUCAUACCAUCUUCAAUGUCAGGGACACCCGGAACAACGAACCGAUCAAUAUUCCACGGCUUCGCAAGGCAUGGCAGCAGGUGGUUGACCGCCAUUCCAUUCUGCGAACUAUUUUCGUCGAUAGUAGUUCCAAGGACGGAUCAUUCGACCAAGUUGUUUUGAGGAAUCUCCACGCUGACAUGGUGGAGCUUGAGUGCGACGAUUCUAAUAUAUUAGACCAGCUCAACCAGGUGUCGCUUGAAGACACAAACCGCAAGCACAGUAUGAAGCAGUUACAUCAGAUCACUGUCUGCAAGGGAUCUAACGGUGCGGCGGUCAUGAAGCUCGAAAUGAACCAUGCAAUCAUUGACGGGGCAUCGGUUGGAGUCCUUCUGAGAGACUUUUCAUUGGCAUACGAGCGUCAGCUUCCCUCGCAGCCCGGCCCGUCUUAUCGUGACUAUAUCGCACACAUGCGCAGCGACGCCAAAGAAGAGGGUGUUCAGUUUUGGACGCAGUAUCUUCGUGGCAUUCAACCCUGCCAUCUUCCACCAUCUGGGCAAGGCACAAAGGAACUGAAGUCUGUCAAGAUGGACUUCCACCGCUUUGCGGAAUUAAGGCAGCUUGGUCAAAGGGAGUCAACCACUCUCGCCAACUUGAUACUCGCUGCAUGGGCUAUCGUGCUCCGAGAAUUCACGGGUACCCAGGAUGUGUGCUUCGGUUACUUGUCUGCCGGGCGUGAUGCCCCCGUUGCUGGUAUCCAGGACGCCGUCGGCAUAUUCAUCAACAUGCUCUGCUGCCGUGUUCAAUUCUCACCGGGUCAGUCCCUAGCCGAUACCUUCAAGGGAGUCCAGGAUGACUUCUUCCGCAGCAUUCCGUACCAGUCCUGCUCAUUGGCAACUGUACAGAAUGAGCUUGGUCUGGAUGGUCAAAUGUUAUUCAACUCCGCUCUGUCUAUCCAGAAUAAGAUGCCGUCCGCCAAUUCUGGAGCCGAUGCGUUGUCUUUUGAUAUCCAACAGGCGUAUGACCCUAGCGAGUUCCCCGUCACCGUGAACGCGAUGACCACACCGGGCGGCGAAGGUAUACUUAUGCGGUAUUGGUCUAGCGCUAUAUCGGAUUCCCAGGCAAAUCUCCUAGUGUCAGGCAUCGCACGCGUAUUUGUUGCCUUUAUCGAAAACUCGUCUGGCACGAUUCCAGCCACCGGGAGCCUCGUCGCCCUCGAGCCUCAACAGCUCAAGAAGAUGAGCGCUCCAGGUAGUCUCCGCCGGAGAAGCAGUGUCAGAUCCAGAUCCCCAAGGCUUUCAGUCAGCGAUCCCCUUAUCCAACAGCAGAUCGAUCAGCGGGUCAAUGAGAUCCUCAGCCGAGUUCUGAACAAAGAGGACCUAGCCAGACUCCAGGAGCCUAGCCGUGAUACAGUGCCCCAGAAUCCAGCCAACCCAGUUACCAAUCCUGAUUACCCAAGCGAAGUUCCAAUCUCUCCGGUAUCUCGUAUGUCGUCAAUUCGCCGUCGUUUCUCGGUUAUUUCCCGGACAAGCCGCCGCCGAAUGUCCAUGGACCUCGAAAAGAAGCUUUUGGUGCUUUGGUCUUCCGCAUUAAAUCUACCCAUCGACAGCAUCGACCGACAGGACAGCUUCUUUAGUGUUGGCGGCGAUAGCAUCAAAGCAAUGAAGAUGGCCAGCGCAGCUCGCGAUGAAGGACUCGUGAUGACUGUGGCAGAUGUCUUUCGAAACCCAGUCUUUGAAGAUAUGCUAGCCGUCAUAUAUUCAACGGCUAUUUUCCAUACCGCUCCCAUGGGCCCCGGUGAGGCCAUCCAAGAGGAAUAUCACCCAGGCUCCAAGAAAGUCGGCGAAAUCGUCGACGAUAGCUUCCCUUCGGGCACGGUCUCCCACCAGUCUCUUCAUAUUACGAAUGUUCCGGACAUGCUGAUCGACUCUCUACCUGAAGACAUCUGCCCUAAGGUCGGACUUUUCAAGGGAGGUAUCGCUGACGUCCUUCCUGUCACUGAUUUCCAAGCCUUGUCUCUGACAGCCCAACUAUUCGAAUCUCGGUGGAUGUUAAACUACUUCUACCUUGACGGUGAAGGGCAGCUUGACCUGAAACGACUCCGCGAGAGCUGCGCCCGUAUUGUUGAUGCAUUCGAUAUCCUGCGAACUGUGUUUGUGUGCUCUGGAGCCAAUUUCUACCAGGUAAUCCUCAAAAAGGUCCGGCCAUCUAUUGCGAUUUACGAGACCCAAACGGACCUGGACAGUUUCACGGCCAGCUUGCAGCAGCGAGACCGGGACCAAGUUCUGCCUCAAGGCGAACAGUUUGUUCAAUUUGUGGUAGCCAAACGCCAGGGCACCAACCAACACCGUCUUCUCAUUAGAAUGUCCCACGCUCAAUACGAUGGCAUGUGCGUUUCCAAAAUCUUUGAAGCUCUCAAGCAAGGGUAUGAGGGAGGUACUUUAGCCCCGGCUAUGCCUUAUUCCAGUUACAUGCGCCUGCUGCCAAGUGCCAUUUCCGCCGACCAUUAUGAAUAUUGGACCAACCUCCUGAAAGGAUCACGGAUGACUGAAGUUGUUUCGCGAGAUUAUCCUAACAGAUACCAGACUAUGGGUGCCUCCACUGAUGUCAGCACAACAAUCAAUAUCGGUCAAAACUCAACAAUCGGAAAUAUUACGGUUGGCACAAUUGUUCAAGCGGCUUGGGCUCUUGCUCUUGCGCGGCUAUCCGGGGAUGCCGAUGUUGUAUUCGGAUUGACGACCAACGGGCGCAACGCAUCCAUUCCUGGAGUUCAAGAUGUUGUUGGCCCUUGUCUAAACAUUGUCCCCGUGCGAGUGACAUUUGGCAAUAGAUGGACGGGACUCGAUCUGAUCCGAUACCUCCAAGAUCAGCUGGUUGCUACGAUGCCUUACGAAUCCCUUGGGUUCCGCGAAAUCAUCCAGCGUUGCACUGAUUGGCAUUGCAGCACAUUCUUUUCGACUGCAGUUCUUCACCAGAACGUCGAUUUCGAGGGCCAAAUCGGCCUCGAUAACAACCAGUAUCGUGUCGGUGCGGCAGGGGCUGUCGAUAACUUGGCUGAUCUCACUCUGGUCUCCAAAUCUCUCAAUGCGAACCAAAUCAGCCUCACACUAGGGUACCCUUCCAAGGGUCCCAUCACAGAGAUCUUCGCAUCUCGAGUGCUUCAUCUGGUGGCCGAUACCGUCGUCACCCUCACCUCCAACCCCACUGCGCCGCUUCCAUCGCCGACUACCCUCCGGUCCCUUCCCCCACAGACCGUCCCAGACCUCCCUAGGAUCCCCGACCACGAGAUUCUAACUUCCCAACUGAAGAGCCAAAACAUCUCCGACAUCCUGCUGCAUUCUGCCAUCCUCAGCAGAACCUGGCAGCAGGUCCUGCCUGCCAUGCAAUCCAACCAGAAGACAUUCCAACUCGACACCUCAUUCUAUGAUUUGGGUGGCGACGUUUUUGCCCUCGGUCAAGCAACAUGGCUCCUCCAACAAGAAGGAUAUCAAAUCCGGAUCGAGGAUCUACUUGAUCGCCCCACGUUUCUAGGGCAUAUGGCAGUGCUUGCACAGGAUACUAUGGGUCAAAGCCUCCAAGAGGACAUGAUAAAUGCGCAGCGAGAAGAGGCCCCCACUCCGGCUGAGAAGGCCGAGAAGAAGGUUCGGUGGAAAAAGGCAUUUGGUAUCAUGGGCAAAUUCUCCAAGAGGGAGAGCAUUUCGUCAUAA